Molecule: messenger RNA, 8151 nt
Organism: Eublepharis macularius
Lineage: Eukaryota; Metazoa; Chordata; Lepidosauria; Squamata; Eublepharidae
Gene: UNC79
Product: unc-79 homolog, NALCN channel complex subunit
Exons: 52
Coding region: 1-8151 (2716 amino acids)
Molecular function (GO): protein binding
Source: RefSeq, a predicted model, not a curated record
AUGUCCACCAAAGCCGAGCAGUUUGCUUCCAAGAUCCGGUACUUGCAAGAAUACCAUAACCGCGUUCUUCACAACAUUUAUCCCGUCCCUUCUGGAACUGACAUUGCAAACACUCUGAAAUAUUUUUCUCAGACAUUAUUAAGCAUUUUGUCCCGCACAGGGAAGAAGGAGAAUCAAGAUGCCUCCAAUUUGACAGUGCCCAUGACCAUGUGUCUUUUUCCUGUGCCAUUCCCACUCACCCCAUCUCUAAGACCACAGGUCAGUUCCAUCAACCCUACUGUUACUCGCUCCCUCCUUUACAGCGUCCUGCGAGAUGCUCCCACUGAACGCGGCCAGCAAAGUCGUGAUGCUCAGUUAUCAGACUACCCAUCAUUGGACUAUCAAGGACUAUACGUGACAUUGGUGACUCUGCUGGAUCUAGUUCCAUUGCUACAACACGGUCAACAUGAUCUUGGACAGUCAAUUUUUUACACAACCACAUGUUUGCUACCUUUUCUCAGUGAUGACAUCUUGAGUACUUUGCCGUAUACAAUGAUUUCCACUUUAGCCACGUUCCCACCAUUUCUGCAUAAAGAUAUCAUAGAGUACCUCAGCACAUCUUUCUUGCCCAUGGCUAUACUGGGCUCCUCAAGAAGAGAAGGGGUUCCUGCUCAUGUUAAUCUGUCUGCUUCUUCAAUGCUAAUGAUUGCAAUGCAGUAUACAUCCAAUCCCGUGUAUCACUGUCAGUUACUGGAAUGCCUUAUGAAGUACAAACAAGAAGUUUGGAAAGAUUUGCUGUAUGUAAUCGCAUAUGGCCCCUCUCAAGUAAAACCUCCUGCAGUACAAAUGCUUUUCCACUACUGGCCCAACCUAAAACCUCCAGGGGCAAUAAGUGAAUACCGAGGAUUGCAAUACACAGCAUGGAAUCCCAUACACUGUCAGCACAUUGAAUGCCAUAAUGCCAUUAACAAGCCAGCAGUGAAGAUGUGCAUAGAUCCUUCCUUGUCUGUGGCUCUCGGUGAUAAACCACCCCCUCUCUACCUUUGUGAAGAAUGCAGCCAGAGGAUUGCAGGGGAUCACAGUGAAUGGUUGAUUGAUGUUCUAUUGCCACAAGCUGAAAUUUCUGCUAUAUGUCAAAAGAAGAAUUGUAGCUCUCAUGUGAGGAGGGCUGUUGUUACAUGUUUCUCGGCUGGCUGCUGUGGUCGCCAUGGGAACAGGCCAGUGCGCUACUGUAAACGAUGCCACUCAAACCAUCACAGCAGUGAAGUUGGGGCAACAGCUGAGACUCAUCUCUUUCAGACGUCACCUCCCCCCAUUAACACUCGGGAGUGUGGGGCUGAGGAGCUUGUUUGUACUGUGGAAGCAGUCAUCAGCUUGCUAAAAGAGGCUGAGUUCCAUGCUGAACAAAGGGAAUAUGAACUCAUCCGCAGGAGGCAGCUGGGCCUCUCCUCUUCGCAUCAUUCAUUGGACAACACUGACUUUGAUAACAAAGAUGAUGAUAAGCAUGACCAGCGCCUUCUGAGCCAGUUUGGAAUCUGGUUCUUGGUAAGCCUCUGCACUCCUAGUGAGAACACUCCCACAGAGAGCUUGGCUCGGCUUGUCAGCAUGGUCUUUCAGUGGUUCCAUUCCACAGCAUACAUGAUGGACGAUGAAGUUGGUAGCCUGGUAGAGAAACUGAAACCCCAGUUUGUUACCAAGUGGCUGAAGACAGUGUGUGAUGUACGGUUUGAUGUCAUGGUCAUGUGCCUCCUUCCUAAACCAAUGGAAUUUGCAAGGGUGGGUGGAUACUGGGACAAGUCUUGUAGCACUGUGACACAAUUAAAGGAAGGAUUGAAUCGAAUCCUGUGCUUGAUUCCGUAUAAUGUAAUAAACCAACCUGUGUGGGAUUGUAUCAUGCCAGAAUGGCUAGAAGCCAUGAGGACGGAAGUUCCCGACAAUCAGCUGAAAGAGUUCAGGGAGGUCUUAAGCAAAAUGUUUGACAUCGAGUUGUGUCCACUUCCCUUUUCCAUGGAGGAGAUGUUUGGCUUUAUAAGUUGUCGGUUCACAGGGUAUCCUUCUUCCGUACAAGAGCAAGCUCUACUAUGGCUUCAUGUGUUAUCUGAAUUAGACAUUGUGGUUCCUCUUCAACUGCUGAUUAGCAUGUUUUCUGAUGGGGUUAAUUCUGUGAAAGAACUGGCAAAUCAGAGGAAGUCACGAGUCAGUGAACUAACUGGGAAUCUUGCAGCUCGAAGGGUUAGCAUUGCCUCUGAUCCGGGACGCAGAGUUCAGCAUAAUACUCUGAGUCCAUUCCCGAGUCCGUUUCAGAGUCCCUUCCGCAGUCCCAUGCGCAGUCCCUUCCGUAGCCCUUUCAAGAACUUUGGGCACCCUGGAGGAGGAGGAGGAGGAGGUGGAGGCGGAGGAAGAACAAUUGACUUUGACUGUGAUGAUGAGGAGAUGAAUUUGAAUUGUUUUAUCCUGAUGUUUGACCUCAUCUUGAAACAGAUGGAACUGCAAGAUGAUGGCAUUACCUUGGGCUUAGAAAACAGCAUCUCUAAAGAUAUCAUUUCUAUCAUCUGCAAUGUGUUCCAAGCCCCCUGGGGUGGCUCUCACACUUGCCAGAAAGAUGAAAAGGCAAUUGAAUGUAGCCUGUGCCAGUCUAGUAUCCUGUGCUAUCAGUUGGCUUGUGAACUGCUGGAGAGAUUGGCCCCUAAAGAAGAAAUCCGGCUAGUGGAACCUACAGAUAACCUUGAGGACAGUCUUUUGUUCAGUCGACCUGAGUUUAUUAUAGGAACUGAAGGGGAAGAGGAAAAAAAAUCAGCACCAAAGCAUGGAGAAAACCCAGGAAAUCACACAGAGACGACAGGAAAUGCAGCCAUAAAAAAUGACACUGAAAGGAAAUUCUGUUAUCAGCAGCUUCCAGUGACGCUGAAGCUUAUAUAUACAAUAUUGCAGGAAAUGGCACGGUUUGAAGAGCCAGAUAUCCUUUUUAACAUGCUGAACUGCUUGAAGAUCCUCUGUCUUCAUGGGGAGUGUUUAUACAUUGCAAGAAAAGAUCAUCCCCUGUUCUUAGCUUACAUUCAGGAUCACAUGCUGAUUGCCAGUUUAUGGCGAGUUGUCAAAUCUGAAUUCUCCCAGCUUUCUUCAUUAGCGGUGCCCCUUCUUCUCCACGCUCUGUCACUUCCACAUGGAGCAGACAUAUUCUGGACCAUCAUCAAUAGCAACUUCAACAGCAAAGACUGGAAGAUAAGGUUUGAAGCAGUGGAGAAAGUUGCUGUGAUGUGUAGGUUCCUGGAUAUUCACUCAGUGACCAAAAACCACUUGCUGAAAUACUCCCUGGCCCAUGCCUUUUGCUGCUUCCUGACUGCUGUGGAAGAUGUCAACCCUGCAGUUGCCACCAGAGCAGGACUCCUAUUAGAUACCAUAAAAAGACCAGCUUUGCAGGGUCUAUGCCUUUGCUUGGAUUUCCAAUUUGAUACAGUAGUCAAGGACAGGCCCACAAUUCUUAGUAAGCUUCUGCUGCUUCAUUUUCUCAAGCAAGACAUUCCAGCUUUGAGCUGGGAAUUCUUUGUGAACCGGUUUGAGACACUUUCGCUCGAGGCACAGCUGCAUUUGGAUUGCAACAAGGAAUUUCCCUUCCCAACAACAAUCACAGCUGUCCGGACAAAUGUGGCAAACCUGAGUGAUACAGCCAUGUGGAAGAUCAAGAGGGCUCGUUUUGCCCGGAAUCGGCAGAAGAGUGUGCGCUCUUUGAGGGACAGCGUGAAGGGCCCCAUAGAGUCCAAGAGAGCCCUUUCUCUUCCAGAAACCUUAACGACCAAGAUCCCUGCAAGACUGACCAGGCAUGAGCAGUCUGCUCCUGCACUUGGAGGAACACCAGAACAAACACCAGGGCAGCCUUCACCAGAGAAUGAUAAUACCAUAAAGGACCUUCUCCCAGAGGAUGCUGGCAUUGACCACCAGACAGUCCAUCAGCUCAUUACGGUGCUGAUGAAAUUUAUGGCCAAAGAUGAGAGCAGUGCAGAGUCGGACAUCAGCAGCGCCAAAGCCUUCAACACAGUCAAGCGCCACUUGUAUGUCUUACUGGCCUACGACCAACAGGAAGGAUGCUUCAUGAUUGCUCCUCAAAAGAUGCGUGUUUCAACUUGUUUCAAUGCCUUUAUUGCAGGGAUUGCCCAAGUGAUGGACUACAACAUUAACCUUGGAAAGCACCUCCUCCCCUUAGUGGCUCAGGUGCUGAAGUACUGCACGUGCCCACAGCUUAGGCACUACUUCCAACAGCCUCCCCGCUGCUCCCUCUGGCCUCUGAAGCCUCAUAUUCGGCAGAUGUGGCUCAAGGCACUACUUGUCAUCCUGUACAAGUAUCCGUACAGGGACUGCGACAUCAGCAAAGUUGUGUUGCAUCUCAUCCAUAUAACUGUAAACACGCUUAAUGCACAGUAUCACAGCUGCAAGCCUCAUGCCUCAACGGGCCCUUUGUACAGCGACAACAGCAAUGCUAGCAGAUACAGUGAGAAGGAAAAAGAGGAAGACAGUGUCUUUGAUGAAUCUGACAUUCAUGACACACCUACAGGAACUGGCAAUAAAGAAUCUCAAACUUUCUUUGCAAGGCUGAAAAGAAUUGGAGGCAGCAAAAUGGUGAAAUACCAGCCAGUUGAGAUGAAUGCUCAGAAAAGUGAAAUAGAACUGGCUGAAUAUAGAGAAACCGGCGUGUUGCAAGACAGCAUCCUGCACUGUGUGAGAGAAGAAAGCAUUCAGAAAAAGAAACUGCGCUCUCUAAAACAAAAAUCUCUUGACAUAGGAAACUCAGACUCCCUGUUGUUCACAUUAGAUGAACACCGCAGGAAGUCCUGCAUAGACCGCUGUGACUUAGAGAAGCCACCUGCCGCUGCACCAAGACAGAAUGGACGAUCUCGGCAAAAUUCUUCUACUAAGACUGAAAAUGCAGAAACAGAAGAGAAUGAAAAUCCGCCCGCAGUCCCAGACAAAAUCCCAGCAAGGCGGAGACCUAUCAUUCCUGAGGUCAGGUUGAACUGCAUGGAGCCAUAUGAAGUGAAAGUGGAUUCCCCAGUUAAAGCUUCUCCUCCAAAAGAGGAUUUAGAUCUGAUAGACCUGUCCUCUGAUUCAACAUCAGGGCCUGAAAAGCAAUCAAUUGUUUCGAAUUCAGACAGUGACUCCUUGGUCUUUGAACCGCUCCCUCCUCUCAGGAUAGUGGAAAGUGACGAAGAAGAAGCUGAUGUCAUAAGUCAGCUGACCGAUCGUGUCUCCAGCAAGAUGGCCACUUCCACUCCUUCAAGCCCCACCAGUAUCUCUGUGGUCAGCUUCAGCAUAACCCCCCUGGUACAGUUCAGCAUUGAGGAUUGCUCGAGAGACUUGACCCCUACUGAAACAGGCAACAUUGUGUCAUUUGCACAAGAGGAAACCCCCUUGGUGGCUUUCGGCAGUCAAAGAGAUCUUGAAGAGUUAGCGAAGCCAGAGGAAGUUCAUGAGCUGACUUGUGGUAGCCCAUUGCUGACGCUGAAACAAAAACGAGAUAUGCUGCAGAAGUCGUUUGCUCUCCCAGAGAUGUCCAUUGAUGAUAGCUUUGACUUUAAUAUUGAGGAAAUUAAGCCUGGCGGACCCCUUCCCAGUUCAAGUGGGAAAACUGUCCUCAUUAAGGUCCCAGAGGACUCCGAGAACCAAAGUGAAAGCGAUAAGCCUGAUGCCAAUGUGGAGUCGGAUACCGAACAAAGUGCAGAACAAAAACCAGAGGAAGAAGCCGAAGAGUCCGAAUUUAAGAUUCAAAUUGUGCCCAGGCAGAGGAAGCAGAGGAAGAUAGCAGUGAGCGCCAUCCAGAGAGAGUACUUGGACAUUUCCUUCAACAUCUUGGACAAGCUGGGGGAGCAAAAAGAGACAGAUGCUUCAGCGAAAGUCCUUUCGACUCUGGAGAUGCCAAGAGAAUCAUCUUCCGCACCAACACUCGAAGCAGGUGUCCCAGAGACAAGUAGUCACUCUUCCAUAUCAACUCAGUUCCGACAAAUGAAAAGAGGCUCUCUGGGAGCUUUGACCAUGAACCAGAUAAUGAAAAGGCAGCUGGAACACCAGUGUAGUGCUCCCCAUAAUAUCAGCACAUGGGAUACUGAACAGGUACAGCAUGGGAAGAGGCCGUGCAAUGUCUCAGUUUGCCUAAACCCUGACUUGGAGGGACCACCACUAAGAAUAAGAGGAGCUACAAAAUCCAGCUUACUCUCAGCACCCAGUAUAGUCAGCAUGUUUGUACCAGCACCAGAAGAUUUUGCUGAUGACCAGCCUACGAUGAUGACAGACAAGUGUCAUGAUUGUGGAGCCAUCCUGGAAGAAUACGAUGAAGAAACUUUAGGUCUAGCCAUAGUGGUUCUCUCCACAUUUAUUCAUCUCAGCCCAGAUCUGGCUGCUCCGUUGUUGCUGGAUAUUAUGCAGUCAGUAGGGAGGUUGGCUUCAAGCACCAAUUUUUCUAAUCAAGCAGAAAGCAUGAUGAUCCCUGGGAAUGCUGCUGGUGUGGCUAAGCAGUUUCUCCGCUGUGUUUUCCAUCAGCUGGCUCCCAAUGGGAUAUUUCCCCAGCUGUUUCAGAGCAACAUCAAAGAUGGGAGUUUUUUACGGACUCUGGCCACGUCUCUCAUGGAUUUCAAUGAGCUGAGCUCCAUAGCUGCACUGAGCCAGCUAUUAGAGGGUUUAAACACCAAAAAGAAUUUACCAGCAGGGGGAGCAAUGCUACGCUGCUUGGAAAACAUUGCUACCUUUAUGGAAGCUUUACCCAUGGAUUCCCCAAGCAACCUGUGGACCACAAUCAGCAACCAGUUCCAGACUUUCUUUACAAAACUGCCUUGUGUUUUACCACUUAAGUGUUCUUUAGAUUCUAGUUUAAGGAUAAUGAUCUGCUUGCUGAAGAUACCCACCAGCAGUGCUGCCAGGAGUCUGUUGGAGCCGUUUUCAAAACUGCUUAGUUUUGUCAUUCAAAAUGCCGUCUUCACCCUGGCCUACUUGGUAGAACUGUGUGGCUUGUGUCAUAGAGCUUUCACAAAGGAAAGGGAUAAGUUCUAUUUAUCCCGCAGUGUCAUCCUAGAGUUAUUGCAAGCUCUGAAGUUAAAGUCACCUUUGCCUGAUACAAACUUGCUGCUCUUGGUGCAGUUUGUUUGUGCAGAUGCUGGAACAAAACUAGCUGAAUCAACUAUCUUGCACAAACAGAUGAUUGCAUCCAUGUCUGGAUGUGGGACAGCAGCGAUGGAGUGCAUGAGGCAGUAUGUUGGGGAAGUGCUGGAUUUUAUUGCUGAUAUGCACACCUUGACUAAAUUAAAGAGUCACAUGAAGACAUGUUCCCAACCACUCCAUGAGGACACUUUUGGUGGGCAUCUCAAAGUUGGUUUAGCUCAAAUUGCUGCAAUGGAAAUCUCGCGGGGCAACCACAGGGAUAACAAGGCUGUAGUUCGCUAUCUACCUUGGCUAUAUCACCCUCCAUCUGCUAUGCAACAGGGGCCCAAAGAAUUCAUUGAAUGCGUAACUCAUAUCCGUUUACUCUCCUGGCUUCUUUUGGGGUCACUGACGCAUAAUGUGGUCUGUCCAAAUUCCCCUUCGGUUUGUAUGCCCAUUCCACUGGACGCAGGCUCCCAUGUCGCAGAUCACCUCAUUGUGAUCCUGAUUGGGUUUCCAGAGCAGUCCAAGACAUCCGUCUUGCACAUGUGCUCCCUCUUCCAUGCCUUUAUAUUUGCCCAGCUAUGGACUGUAUAUUGCGAACAAGCGGCAGUGGCUCCGACUGUCCAAAAUCAGAAUGAAUUUAGUUUCACGGCAAUCCUUACAGCCCUGGAAUUUUGGAGCCGAGUGACGCCCAGCAUCCUCCAGCUGAUGGCACAUAACAAGGUGAUGGUGGAGAUGGUGUGUCUCCAUGUGAUCAGCUUAUUGGAAGCUUUGCAGGAAUGCAAUUCCACUAUUUUUGUCAAGCUGAUUCCGAUGUGGCUACCAAUGAUUCAAUCAAAUCUAAAGCAUUUAUCUGCUGGGCUCCAACUUCGCCUGCAAGCUAUUCAGAACAACGUGAACCAUCAUAGCCUUAGAAUGUUACAGGGGUCUGGCCAGAUGAGCACAAUCGCCUCCGUCCUCCGCAAAUGGCUGCAGUGCACCCAGUUUAAAAUGGCUCAAGUGGAAAUCCAGUCGUCUGAAGCGGCGUCUCAGUUUUAUCCUUUAUGA